Protopolystoma xenopodis is the source of this 294-nucleotide messenger RNA. Lineage: Eukaryota; Metazoa; Platyhelminthes; Monogenea; Polystomatidea; Polystomatidae. The record is from the annotation of a GenBank genome assembly.
AGUGAAUUAGCUGGUCGAGAAGAGCGGGGAAUGAAACUGGGACUUGGAGACUUUGUAUUCUAUAGCCUUCUGAUAGGCCGAGCCUCCUUGGAUGGCGAUGCAAUCACAAUUAUUGCUUGCUAUGUCGCAAUUUUGGUGGGAAUGUGUGUAACCUUAAUUGGACUUGCUAUUUUCCGUAAAGCGUUGCCUGCUCUUCCUGUGUCUAUUGCUUGCGGAAUUAUCUUCUAUGUAGCCACUUCAUGGGUGAUUUCCCCUUUUGUUGAAAUGAUGUCAUUAUCUAGGAUCUACUACUAA